AUGGCGGCAGUUUCUGCUUACCUAGACUGGAAUCUAGCGAUACCCAAUGUUCUUCCUGUGUCCAUCACCCCUCAGAACUGGAGUUACCAGUGUGUAACACUGAAAAAGCUGGACACCCUCCGUACCAGCCUGGUGGGCAUGCUUACCCAUCUGGAUGACUUCCAGCUUAUUCAGAAGGAACACGAGAUUGUUGAGAGGGCUGAGAAAGCAGAGGGCGUUUUGGAUCCCCAGGAGUCGGGCAAAUUAAGCUUUAACGAGAAGUGUCCUUGGAGUCCACUACUGACUCAACUCUGGGCAACAUCAGUUCUCGGGUCUCUCUCAGGCAUGGAGGAGAUGCAUAUCAAUGAAAGGACUGUCAGCCCCUUAUUGCAUUUGUCUGAUUUUCGACGGACCCUGACCUUCAGUGCCAAGAAGUCCAAGACCUGCUCAGAUGACCCCGAACGCUUUGACCACUGGCCUAAUGCCUUGGCUGCCACCACCUUCCAGGCCGGACUCCACACCUGGAUAGUGAAUGUUCAGCACAGCUGUGCUUAUAAAGUGGGUGUCACCUCAGCCCAGCUGCCUCGAAAGGGCUCUAGCAGUGACUGCCACCUGGGCCACAAUGCCUUCUCCUGGGUCUUCUCCCGCUAUGCUCAAGAGUUCCAUUUCUCACACAAUGGGCAGCAUGAGCCUCUGGCAUUGCUUCGGUGCCCAGCACAGCUGGGCGUGCUGCUGGACCUCCAAGCAGGAGAGCUGGUCUUCUGUGAGCCUGCCUCAGGGUCGGUGCUUCACAUCCACCGCACGUCUUUCCCUCGCCUGCUGCUCCCAGUCUUUGCUGUGGCUGACCAGCUCAUCUCCAUCGUUCACCAGUGGCCAGAGUGA
Messenger RNA from Myodes glareolus (Bank vole), 861 nucleotides. The record is from RefSeq and is a predicted model, not a curated record. Lineage: Eukaryota; Metazoa; Chordata; Mammalia; Rodentia; Cricetidae.